Molecule: messenger RNA, 3409 nt
Organism: Labrus bergylta (ballan wrasse)
Lineage: Eukaryota; Metazoa; Chordata; Actinopteri; Labriformes; Labridae
Source: RefSeq, a predicted model, not a curated record
UAACGUGAAACGAAACUAAAACUUCUCACAGCGCACGGAUAAAGAGACAUAUAGGAAAACGAGAGUCAGAUCACAGAGAGGCGCGUCGAGGUAACAGAGGACAAGAUAAUCAGAGACUUCAGACAUGAGCUUCCAGGUUUGCAGCUGUGGCUGGUCCAAAGUCACGACCUAUCAGGGCCUGAGGAUUCACCAGGGGAAGAAAGGAUGCACGCCGAAGGGAAUGAGGAUCCCUGAGAGCGAACAAUUCCGUUAUAACAGUCAUGUCCCCCAAAUGACUUUUGCAGUACCUACAAUCAAAAUGCCAGAGCAUUUUGAGGACCUUUUAUCCUCUUUGACCAAGUCUGAGGCUGAACAGAACAUGUGGAUAAAUGUUUGGGGAACUCAUCGAGGAGAAAGCAGACCAAACGCCAACAGAGAGCCAAGAAUCCAAGAGAGUGAACAGCUCAGAUUUAAUCGUGUUGUUCCUCAAUUAGCCUUACCGAGACCUCCAAUCAGAGAAGCUGAGCCCCUUUUCACCCCUUUGACCAAGCCUGGACCUCCAGUCAGAGAAGCUGAGCCUUUGGUGGAAGUUUUCCCCACUUUUACUUUGUCAGAGGGCAUGAAUAACAUUCAGUUACAUCGACGGGAAGACUCUCGUCAAAGAGAGAGCAGAUUGACUGACAACGCUCCAGUCAAGCAUGAGAAUGUAUUUUCAAGCCUCUCCAACCCAACGAUUCCUGAAGCCAGAAUAACACAAUCUCUGCAGAUGACCAAACCAUUCAUUAACAAUCAACAGCAAUCUCUGCAAACAGGCUUUAACUCAGACAAAAGCAAUGGAGUCCUUGAUGUCAACAGUGGUGCACAGACUCUCUCCAUGUCACUGGCGCCACUGACCCUCGGCACGUCAAUGAACCUCGGCACGCCUCUGAACCUUGGCUCGCAUCUGAACCUCGGCACGCCAGCAAAGUCUGCGGCUGCAGAGGUCGUAUUGGAGGCGACAAACCAACAGUUGUUUCAAACUCCGCCACCGGCUUUUAAUACCACAAGCAGAGCUCGUCGAACCCUUGAUUUCCACACUGGUGCAGUGCAGCUGGAGCAGCAAAUUGGUUUUAAUACUCCAACAACUGCAUCUCAGGAAAGACAGCAGAAGCAGAAAGACAGAGAGAGACAGAGGAAAGAACAACAACUAGCAAAGGAAAGGCACGACGCGAUAAGGGCAGAUUUACAGCUGAAAAUUCAGAUGAUAGAAAUAAAGAUGGCCGAAGUCAAAUUAUCUUCAAAGCAAUGCAAGGUCAGCUUGGAUACUGAAUGGCUGGAGAUAAACAAUGUGUUCUCGGAUGUGAUGAGAGACGUGGAGGAGGCUCGGGACAAAGCCCUGCAACCUCUUGAGGAGAGGAGACACAGAGUAAAGAGAGAAACAGAAGUCUUUGUCGAGAAACUGGAAAAGGAAACGGACCAACUCAAAAAGGCCAUUGAGGAGCUGGAACAGAACCAAGACUUGCAGGUUUCUCCUCUCACAUGCCUGGAUGACUCUUGGAAAACUGUGACCGUCGACACAUCAUUCUCCUUCGGUACACUCAGAACUACCACUUCAAACAUGAUAAAAAACAUUCAGAAGAAACUAGAGCAACUCUCCUCUACUGAACUCAGGAGGACUUCCAAAUUUGAAGUGGAUGUGAAGCUGGACCCGGCCACUGCUCAUCCAUUCCUUGAGCUUUCCCGCGAUGGGAAGAAAGUGACAGAGGGAGGAAAGGAUCAGCGAGUUCCUUACUCUCCAGAGAGGUUUGACAUGUUCGGCAGCGUCCUGGGGCUCAACAGGUUCCCCUCUGGGAAGUCCUACUGGGAGGUGGAGGUCAGAAACAAGACCGGUUGGGAUCUGGGUGUAGCGAGAGGGGACGCAAACCGCAAGGGUAAACUAACGCUGACCCCCGAUAAUGGUUACUGGGUUACUGUGCAUUAUGAAAAUGAGAAGUACGCAGCAAUGGCAACUCCCCCGACCAGCCUCGCCCUCACCGAGAAACCUCAGAAGGUGGGAGUGUUUGUGGAUUACGAGGAGGGUCUUGUGUCCUUUUACAAUGUGAUGGCGAAAUCUCACAUCUACUCGUUUACUGGGUGUUUGUUCAACGGUGAGAUUGUGCCUUAUUUUAGCCCACAUCUUAAAGAAAACGGGAAAAACUCAGCUCCUCUCAUUAUCUCGGCUGUGAAUUAGUCGGAGAGUACGUCUAGUAAGCGCGUGUUCUUCACCUGGUACGAAAUGCACGGAGACUGAGAACGGCUCUGCUUGGGGCCGAUAUCGUUACUGAUAUUCGGGAGGGGGAAAAUUCUGAUACUGAAAUACCGACCAGUAUCUUUCUAGAUCUAUCUUAGAUUUUUAGAGAUUGAUUGAUGUAGAUAAACAUUUAUUGUGCUGAUCCCUCAAAUGCAGUUUUAGUGGCGCAAUGGUUAGUGUGCGCGCCCCAUGUAUGGAGGCUAUUGUCCUCCAAGUGGGCGCCCCAGGUUCAAAUCCCACCUGAGGCUCCUUUCCCACAUGUCAUUCCCUACUCUCUCCCCCUGAUUUCUGACUCUAUCCACUUUCCUAUUUCUCAAUUAAAGGCACAAAAGCCCAAAAAUAAAUCUUAAAAACAAUAUCUAAAAAAAAUCAGUGCACUGAAACACUAAUUUAGAAAUUUAGAAUUAAACACUUGUAAAAAAUAAACUAUGCAAAAAUAAAUGGUCAACUUGAAUAGAAUAAACCUCGUUAUAUCAGAGACAAAAUUAGCCGAUUCCGAUAGUCUCUUGAUAUGCUGAUAUAUCGGCCGAUAUUAUCGACCUGCCAAUAUUAUCGACCAGCCGAUUUAUCGGUCGGGCUCUAUUUUCUAGUCCCCUAAAACGUUACCUUGAACUACUGAAAUUGAAAGCGAGUUUUUCUUAGAAUAUAUUACAUUAUUAUCUGGAGAAAUCGCUCCUUAUUUCUCAAACGUGUGUAUUCACAUUUAAUCAGCGUAAGGCAAGAAGUGUUUAUAAUUAGAGAUUGAUUUAGGGAUAAAAGUACAGUCAUAUACAACCUCCAUAGAAAUGUAUAAACAUGGAUUUAGCGUCAGAUUUUACAGUGGCAUUAUAAUUCCUGAAAUUGCUUUAUUUUUUGUUUGUCCGUCCUGGUCAUCUGGGGUGCUCUUUCUAAGCCGUCCUUGUUUACACGGUGUAUUUUUAAAUUAUUUCAUUCCUGUUCAUACACUGGUGAAGAUAUUUUAAUUCUUAUUUUAGUUUGAUGUUGUAUAUAUUUUACAUGUGUGAGGUUGCUGACAUGAUGCUAAAAUGUAUCAAAUAACCAAAAAGAAGUGGAUUUUAUUGUACUGUGCUGUAAAUGGAUUAACCAAUCUACAAAUCAUCUGAAAUGGGUCUCUCUGUUUGUUUUUGUAUAUUUGACUAUUAAAUAUAUUUCUACAACAUU